Molecule: messenger RNA, 1785 nt
Organism: Seriola dumerili (greater amberjack)
Lineage: Eukaryota; Metazoa; Chordata; Actinopteri; Carangiformes; Carangidae
Gene: nsun5
Product: NOP2/Sun RNA methyltransferase family member 5
Exons: 4
Coding region: 221-1690 (489 amino acids)
Biological process (GO): rRNA base methylation
Cellular component (GO): nucleolus
Molecular function (GO): methyltransferase activity
Source: RefSeq, a predicted model, not a curated record
UUCUGCCAUGUGCAUGGUAGAAAAGUGACAACGAGCAUCUUUUAAAACAUUAUUGAGAAAAAUAAACCCGCUGCGUGUCCCCUGUUCACCGCGACAGAGAGAGGACGAGGAGGCUGCGGCAGGACCAGUCAGGCCCGUCCUCACCAGUGAAACACCAGUAAUCGGUUCAAAAAGUACGAGCUAAUCUGGGUCCUUCGCUAGCUACCGGUUGGCUUUCACCAUGGCUUUGUACGUGAAAGCCGCAGAGAUCCUGGAGAAAGCAGAGAGGAAGCAAGGCGCAUUGAAAACUCUGGUUUACGACAGUAAGUUUGCGAACAUCAAGCAGCUCUUUGCUCUGGUUUGUGAGACCCAGAAGUUUUCCUCCGUCCUGCGGGAGCUCAUCGAGUCCACCAAGCUGCUCAAACACACCAAGCUGAAGAUGCACCUGGCCAUGGUGCUGGUGUACGACCUGGUGAUGGGCCAGGGGCUGAAGUGCGGGGGCUCCUGGAAGUCCACAAUGCUGAAACAUCGCUCCAGGCUGCAGGCGGAGCUGGCCCGCAUAAAGAUAAAGCAGAAGGUCAGCAGGAAUGAAGACCUGCUGCCGGCCGUAGUCCAGCGGUCCGCCGUGGACCACCUGCCCAGGUAUGUGCGUGUGAACACCCUGAAGACCACCGUGGAGGAUGCUGUGGAUUACCUUAAGAGGGACGGCUUCUCCUACCAGGGACAGGCCUCCAGGCUGGAGGACUUAACCCUAAAGGAGAAAGACUUUGUGAGGGACCUGCACUUGCCGGAGGUGCUGGUCUUUUCUCCUAAAACUGACUUCCAUGACCACUUCCUGUACAAGGCUGGCCACGUCAUUCUGCAAGACAAAGCCAGCUGCCUCCCUGCCUAUCUCCUCAACCCCCCUCCUGGCAGCCAUGUCAUUGAUGCCUGCGCUGCCCCUGGCAACAAAACCAGCCACCUGGCAGCUAUAAUGAAGAACAAGGGCAAGCUGUUUGCCUUUGAUUUGGAUGCCAAGCGUUUGGCCACCAUGUCUACUCUCCUGCUCCGAGCUGGAGUGACCUGUCAGCAGCUGGCCCACCAGGACUUCCUGAAAGUGGACCCUGAUAGCCUACAGUAUAAAGAUGUUGAGUAUAUCCUGCUGGAUCCCUCAUGCAGUGGAUCAGGUAUGGUGUGCCUCCGGGACAACAGCUCUGCUGACCAAGAGAAGGAUCAGGCUCGUCUGACCUCUUUGGCCUCCUUUCAGCUGCGAUGCCUGAACCACGGCCUCAGGUUUCCCUGCCUGAAGCGUCUGGUCUACUCCACCUGCUCCAUCCAUAGCCAGGAGAAUGAGGAAGUCGUAAAGGCCUGCCUGCAGCAGAACCCUGGCUUCAGGCUGGUUCCUCUGCUGGCCAAGUGGCCUGAACGAGGCCUAGAACCACUCACUCAGUGUCUGCGUGCCAGCACCUCCAAGACCCGCUCACACGGCUUCUUCGUGGCUUUGCUGGAGAAACACAGUGGGGCUGGGAAUAUGAAUCAGAGACCACCUCUCCAGAUAAGUGACCCUGAGGCGACAUCACACAGUUCACUCACCUGUGAGAAGAGACCUGAAGCUUCAGAGACAGAGAACAAACAGACACCUGCUGCAGACUCCACACAGACUGACAGCACACCAGGGAAGAAGAAGAGGAGGAAGAGGAAGAGGAAGAAGGCAGCAACAGCGGAGGGAUAGUAAAAAAAAAAUUAAAAUGGUUCUGCAUAUUGUCUGGAGGGAUUGUCUGUGAAAGCCUCCAUUUGAUUUCAAGUAGAGAUGUGUGGGGAAUGUAA